GAGGACUUCCUGUACGCGGCAGACGAGGGAGACUUGGAGGAGGUGCAGGCGCUGCUCGAGGCAGACGUGGACAUCUUCACUACCAACAAGUGGGCGUUCACGGCGCUCCACAAGGCGGCCCAGAGGGGGCACUGGAGGAUCUGUGAGGUCCUGUGCUCCCAUCCUGCUGGGCCGAACCUGGUGAAGAAGCAGAUCAGGCUAGGGGGGAGCACAGCCCUGCAUCUGGCAGCGGAGAAGGGGCACUUCAGGGUGAUCGAAGUGCUCCUG
This is a messenger RNA of Guillardia theta CCMP2712, 267 nucleotides long. RefSeq lists its product as hypothetical. The transcript has a single exon. Gene Ontology annotation, molecular function: protein binding. The record is from RefSeq and is a predicted model, not a curated record. NCBI's taxonomy places the organism in Eukaryota, Cryptophyceae, Pyrenomonadales, Geminigeraceae. The annotation marks the transcript as partial.